Procambarus clarkii (red swamp crayfish) is the source of this 636-nucleotide messenger RNA. It is a transcript of the gene RpL18A, whose product is annotated as ribosomal protein L18A. Lineage: Eukaryota; Metazoa; Arthropoda; Malacostraca; Decapoda; Cambaridae. Gene Ontology annotation, molecular function: structural constituent of ribosome. The record is from RefSeq and is a predicted model, not a curated record. Gene Ontology annotation, cellular component: cytosolic large ribosomal subunit; ribosome. Gene Ontology annotation, biological process: translation.
AAGAGUGUGUGUGAGGGGAGGUGAAGGCGAGGCGGGGCCGGGUCCACCUUCCACAACACACCGCCACCAUGAAGGCCUCAGGUCUGCUAAAAGAGUACAGCGUCAUUGGACGCAAGCUGCCAUCGGAGAAUGACCCUGCUCCCCAGCUCUACAAGAUGCGCAUCUUUGCUCCAGACAGAGUAACAGCAAAGUCCAGAUUCUGGUAUUUCUUGUCUAAGCUUAAGAAGAUGAAGAAGGCAAGCGGUGAAAUCGUUUCCAUAAAUCUGGUUGUUGAACGCAAGCCUCAAGUUGUGAAAAAUAUUGGCAUCUGGCUGCGUUAUGACUCCCGCUCUGGAACUCACAACAUGUACCGUGAAUACCGUGAUUUGACAGUGUCUGGAGCAGUAACCCAGUGCUACCGAGACAUGGGUGCUCGUCAUCGUGCCCGCGCUCAUUCAAUUCAGAUCAUGCGUGUGGAGACUGUUUCUGUUGGCAAGUGCCGCCGACCACUGACAACACAGUUCCACAAUUCUAACAUCUCAUUCCCAUAUCUGUCGCAUACUAAGAAGAAGAACAUGAAGAUGGACCGCAUUACUUAUGGCAGACCAACCCCCAUGACUUUUUAAAUGAGGUCCAAAUAAAUGGUUCAUGGAAAAA